Messenger RNA from Zootoca vivipara (common lizard), 11218 nucleotides. The record is from RefSeq and is a predicted model, not a curated record. Lineage: Eukaryota; Metazoa; Chordata; Lepidosauria; Squamata; Lacertidae.
CGCUCCGGGCCGGUGCGCUGAGGCGAGGCUGCAGGUUGCGGAGACCAAGCGAAGCGUCGCAUUUCUUCUGCCAGGAGCUCAGCUGGGAGAGGCGCGCGCGCGCGCUCAGUGCCAGCCGAGGCUCCUAGUGCGUCCGCCGAGAGGGAAGGCAGGCGCGAGCAAGCAACUUGCUGCAACCAUCGCGGGGGGCCGCGGCCGUGGAGAGCGCUUUGCAAAACCCGGAGCCAGAAGAGCGAAGUGGAAUGCUGUACGACGACACUGAGGGGCCAGCUCGCCCACUGGAGGGGAGCGGGUGACCUUGCGCCGCGGGAGGCAGGAGCAGUUCUGCCAGCGCUGAGAGAAGGCGGAAAGAAGCCGCCGCUGCCGCCGGAGGGGCUGGACUCGGGAAAGAGGAUUUGCUCGGCUGUUUCUGUCCCGGCUUAAGCGAGUGGAGACUUGGCCAGGGAAGACUUACUGCAAUGAUCCAGAAAGUUUAAUCCACUGUUUUGGUGAUGGAGCUAAAGGUCUGGGUAGAUGGUGUCCAGCGGGUUGUAUGCGGUGUCUCCGAACAGACCACAUGCCAGGAGGUUGUCAUAGCAUUGGCACGUGCCAUUGGUCAAACAGGUCGCUAUGUUCUUAUCCAAAGACUACGUGAGAAAGAGAGGCAGCUUCUCCCACAUGAAUGCCCUGUGGAGUCCAUGGCCAAGUGCGGACAGUAUGCCAAUGACGUGCAAUUCAUAUUGCAGCGCACAGGCCCCAGCCUCACUGAGAGACCUUCUUCAGACAGUGCUCCCCAGGUACCCGAGAGGACGUUUGUCAGGGCUAGCCUGCCCAUCAAACCCAGGCCAGUCAGCACAGAAGUGCCCAGGCCCAGGCAGCCCAAAAAAUCCUUAACCUUCAACUUGGGUCCUAUGGCCUCCAGUGACCUGCUUGCCAAGAACAAGCUGAAGCAACACAAAAAGGACAACGUGAGCUGGAGGGAAGGUGCUAGUGGGGGCCUGCUUUCCAAAGAGGAACUGUUCAAGACCGUACUGCACCAACAGGAGCAUCUCUACUCCCUGGAGAUGCAGGGGGAUGCCUUGGAAGUGGAUCUGCGGCACUGGGAAUACAACAGAGGCUCCUGCCAGGAGGACGAGAUCCUGCACCUGGAGCAGCUGAUUCGGCAAAAUGAGAGUGAGUUGGGUGAGGAAGGGUUUUGGCAGAGUGAACUGCGCUCAGAGAAGGAGUGCGAAAGGGAGCGUCAGGAGAAAGUCCACACUCUGCGGGCCACCAUGGAGGCGUACACGCAAAAAAUACGUGAGCUUAUGGUGAAAACAGAGGCCUUGGAGAGAGAAAUCCAGUGGGAGAUUUCCGAGAGGGCCAAGAGGGCAAAGGAAGCCCCGAGGCAGAGCCCUGCUGAACUAGAAGAAAUGGCAGCUAAAAUGAAAAGGGAUCUGGAAGCUAAGACCAAGCAGAGUGCCCAUCUGGAGAGCAGCCUGGAAACUGUGGGGAAGGCCUUGGAGGAAGCAGAGCAAAGCCUUCAGGCCCAGAACCAAGAGCUGGAGGAGCUAAAUAAGGAGCUGAGGCAGUGUAACUUGCAGCAGUUCAUCCAGCAGACUGGAGCCAUGGUGACUUCCGCACAGCCCAGAUCAGAAGCGGAACCCCAGCUGGAUGAAACCAGUCCUGAGCUGCUGGCUCACCAGAGGACCGGAGGUUGGAACACAACUCAAAGGAUCUACUUGAGCCCAGCACAGAUUCACCUCCCCGACCCACAGCCAAGCAGUUCCUCGGCAAUCCACGAAACCUUCAGAACCCCCUGGUGUCCAGCUUGAACCCUGAGGGUGUGUAUGUUUGAACUGCCCCUAAGCCUCUUGAGUGCUGAAAACCUGGUCUUGUCAAGCAGUCCUCCAGACGCCCUAAUCUUGCUAUAGUGGGGGGCAGCUUUCAUCUGCAAGGAGGUGGCUGUUACUACAAACUCUUCUUCUACUCAGUUUUUCUCUCCUGCCUUCUGUGCUCCUCCUCCUCCUCCUCUCUCCCCACUCCCUGAAUCAGCAGCUAGUGGCUUGGUUGUUUUGCAGGGGGUACCCAUAAACUGUAGCAUGUUGGGACCAGCAAUAACCAAAGAGAAGCGAAGAGAAGCUAAGGGUGGGUGUAAGCAGAGAAUAACAGGAAGUCAUGCCUGCUGUAUGAAAUGAUAGGCUCAGGCCAAGACUCAGUAUGCUCCACUGUGCAGUGGCUGGGAGAUCAAGAGACACUCACCAGUAACACUCUGAUCACUUGCCGGAUGGCAUUUUGUCUCAGAGCAGUUGCUUUAGCUACACAGUGCAGUAUUGCUUACUCAGCUGAGGAUGUUUGCUACUUCAAGCCUAUUUAAAACUUCACUAGCAAAGACAAAGCCCUGCAUAUGCAAUUUGCUUGUCCUUCACCCAAGGUCACUCUGCCAAAUUCCUUGAAUGUCUCAUACAGUAUUGUAGUUAGCAGCUUAGAUUCCUAAAGAGUUGAUGGCAAGAGGAUCUUUUCUCUUUUAUAAACUCUUACAGAAUGUGUGGGUGGCUAUCCCUUAUAAAUUAAUUGCAGCCCUUUCUUCAUACACCACUGUUAGUUUCAUUUAUUCCCGUAUGCUGAGGAUAUUAAAUAUCUUGCUUCAAAGUGCACCAGAGCUGGUCUGUACAAUUUUAAAAUGCUAGUCCGUACUUUGCAACUCUUAAAAAAACCCAACCCAAAACGUGUUGACUAGGAAUUGAAUGGCAAAACAUUUCUACUCUGAAGGUGCAGAUCCAAGGUCCUGAGAAAAAGCCUGAUCAAUCAGUUGAGGAACUACAUUUCUUUGUUUUGAAACAGGUGGGAAACCUUUUUGACUUGAUGGGCCAGAUUGCUAUCAAUGCUCAUUCCUGUGGCCAACUUUGACAGGUGGGUAGGACAAACCACCUGUCAAAGGCCCUUGAGCUCAGGUUCCCAAGCAUCCAAAAGCCAGCUGGUUGUCAGCCACUUGGGAAUGCUUUACAAGCCCCUAUAUUCAGCAAAGCACCUAGUGUAGAGCUUUGUGGUGUAGAAGCAUAGCUGCUUUCUCCAAGGAUCAGCUGUGUGAUGGAGUUUAAAACAGGGGACGCAGACGCACAGCUGAACCAGCAGGGUUGAACAGAGUUCUACCCUGCAUUCUGCAUGGAUUGGCUGUGCAGUCGAGUUCCCCGCAUAUGACAUCAGGGCCAGAAGUUCCCAUUCCUUGUUUUAAAAGGACACUGUUUUAGCUUCCUGGUGUAGCUGGCCAGUUGAAGCCGUUUCCCAGAUUAUGGCUGUUGUUGCCUGCUGACAGGUUCUAGGAGCCACAGGUGAGCACGUGAGUGCAGGUUGGAAAUCAAAGGUGAACAAAUUACCCCAGAAAGAAGCAUGAUGUGUCCCCCACUGGAGCUACCCCUCCCCUAAUGCCCCAUAGACCCCAGCCCAGGAUCUGCAUGCCCUAAGGAGGUCACUUUGGUGCUGCUAUUGCAGUGGUUUGACUUUACCCCCAGAGGUGCACUCCAUUGUCUCUCAAGACAGGUGGAUGCCAAGAACUAUUUUAGCUCGGAAGGAAACAAAUGGUAAUUUUAGACAGCCUGGCUGAAAACCAGCACAAAGUAUAAGGUUUCCACUCGCAUCCUGCAAAGUGGUUUCAUGAGAGAGAGAGACUGACAGACAAGACAGACAGACCUUCUAAGUUUAGUGUUUUGUAAUGCAAUCAGUACAUCCCACACUGUUGUCCCUAUGGAUCUUAGUCAAAGCAACUUUGAGACACAGCAAGGCAAGUAAUGCACUAUGUCCAUGCUGUCUUCCCAGACCAGUUUUUAAACCCUUGAAUGGUGAUGCUGGUGAAGAUAUCACCUUGUUUGUGGGAAUUAGAACCAAAUCCAUGGAAUAAUAGUUUGGUGAUCUAAUUGGCCAAUGAUGAUGGGACCAAUAUCCAGCUUUGAAUGUUUUUAUCUUUGCAAAUAGAUUUAUCUCCUAUUAACUUAUCCUGGGCAGGUCCCAUUUGUUUAAAUGGGUUCUGUUUUAUAAAAGGAUUCCUGUGGAAUGUUCCACUAGAGUGUGGUGGUGGUAUUCAUCCCAGCAACCUUCACUUUGUGGGCAACCUUCUUGACUGAGUCUAUAGAGAGGGUUAAAAUUAAAAGCUAGAUCCUCAAGAUAUUUCAGAAGCCAUCUAGGUGCAGUAUUUGGGGCUUUAAAUUAUCUUGACUAGAGCUCGCAGUUCCCUCCCACUCCGAUAACUAUUUUUGAUGGAUUUGGAAUCUUUAGUCUUAUCACAAAAAAGAGCUAGGAAUCCUUUACAGUUAUAGCAUCGCAACAGCCUUUCUAUCUAUUUUCUUGGCUCUGCUACAUUAAAUCAAAGUUGGUUUUCUCAAGCUGGUUUUCUGUUCUUGGAGAGUUCUGCAUAUUUUAAUGGUCAGAAUGGCUUCUGAGAAUGCUGAUACUUUGCUUUGAAUAUAGGAGCAAAUGAUCAUGAAAUUCUCUGUUGACUUGCACUAAUCUUCUAUGCUUAUGGUACACAUUAGGUGGGCUUUCCCAUUUUGUGACACUACAGCAAGGUACACCUCUGAAAUUUUCUCGUGUGAUCAUUUCAAUUUGAUCACGCUUUCAUGAAGAACCUGUCACUAUUUUUGUUUGAAUCUGCAAUUGCAUGUCCUCCCUCCCCACUCCUUCCUUCCUCUCUGUCUUCACCUUCUGGUUUUUCAAACACUAAGCCAUCAUAAUGGGGUCACUUCAUUUAUUUUUAUAUGUCUUGCAGUCAUCUCAACAAAGCAGAGCAUCUGGAGGUAAAAAGGCCAGCCAAGGAGGACUGAUUGCCUUGCGAGUAUAACUGUAUAGAAAUAAAACCCUAUUUCAUGUAUGUAUUUUACUUUUUAUCAUGAAUGGAUGGAUAUAGAAGGUUGUGCAAAAUAUUUUUACAGACUUUUUUUUAAAAAAAAGAACUUGACGCAUUGGAGGAAACAGACCCGUUGUAUUUUUUACCACUACCACCCUGUCUGUUAUCAUUUAAAAUGAAGAUGCUGUUUGUGGCUUCUCUGAAAAUUUCUAUAACCUUUCUAUUUCAAAACUUCAUCACACAAGGGAACUAAAUGGCAGCUGCCCUGGAAGGGUGUGAAACCUGCUGGAGACAAAACUAUCCAGAGUGUUAACUCAUGAGUCCUCUGUGUCCAUUCAGAAGGUUAUACUGCAAGCUACUACCAUACAAUGAAAGGGUAUUUUAUCAGCCAGAUGUCUUUACUGGACUGAAUCAACGCACUAUAGUGCUGCCAUGUGUGCAUGGUAGCAAUUUUUACCUUUUAUGUAUGGUAUUUUGUGAAGAUGCACAUCUUGCUUUCUUUUUUACGUUGGAAUGGGAUGAACAAACUGUUCUAUUCUUGGUGAACAUAUAAAGAUGAAGAGAUGUUGCCCUGAGACAGAAUUUGUGGCCAUCAACAGGUCCCUUUCAUACUAAGGACCUUUCAGAUCUGGUAAAAUGGGAUUUAGGUGCUAGCAGUAUCUUGCCAUUUGUGCCUCGUGCCAAGUAUUGCACCAUCCACUAUUACACAAAGAGAAUCGAUUCUCUUCAUCCUGUCCAGAUAUAUUUCUCUGCAUAGUUUGUUGAAGGAAUGUAUAGUAAUCCUCUGUUCUAAACUGUUCCAAGGCCCCUAUGGCAAAAGUAAACUUUUCCAAGCGGGUUUCCCCAAACUUUUUCAAUUGUUGAUAACUGUGAAAUUACGCCAGCGGGGACUGCAAGCUAAGAGAGUUCUCCUCUGUUGUUGAGUGGCCAAUUCCUGGGUUUGUGUAUCUUGAUAUUUCUCCUUUGCAAAGUAGCUUCUGCAAGGCUGUUUGUUUUGUGUUGCAUAUGAGAUCAGCCCAAUGCUGCUCUUCAAAUGACUUACCCAUAGUGGCCUCUGCUUUGGCAAAAGCCUCUAUGUCAUUUGGAGAGAACACACUUUGUAAACUCAAGGUUCGAUUAAGAGUGUGGCUUAAGAUGCUUAAGGCAUCUGCUAUAAAUUUAAAAAAAUGAGAACCCUAGGUCUAUACCCCUUUUUACAUUUAUGCCAGUGCCCCACAUCUCUUGUACACUGGUCUCUGCUUGUUGUGGGCCUUAUCAGAUGGGUGUGGAGUCCCUGUUCAAGGAUUUUGAGGGCGGGGCAGGGAGGAGGGAAACACAAAGCAGUAGUGGCAGGAAUGAGUUUAUCUUUCCCUUACAAUUCACAACAGGAAUUUCCUUUCAAGUUAUAUUACACAGCACAUGCUGUUGAGCUUAAUCUGGGGAAAGUAGAAAACUCUGUGUGUGAGAGAGAAUGAGAGUGAGUAAGAGUGUAGGGGAGCGUGUGUGUGUCUCAGAGUGUGUGUGUCAGAUUGCCAAUGUAAAAAAUUGGCAUUCUGGUUGCUGAAAGGGGUAAGAUUCUUCCCACCCAUGUCUCCCACACUCUUAGUUAGUAGCUUCUUGCAUUGUUUGUUAAUAUGACUUGGUUGGGUGAUCAGAGUAGACUGUGAAGCUGAAUGUGCUGUUCAACAUUAACUUCAAUGUGGGCAUGCAGUAUGUUGCUGUAAUUUAACUGCUGGGUUUUUUUAACACUCUCUUUAUCUAAGUCUUCUUUAAAAAUAAAAAUGGGAGACUUUAAACAGGUUAGAAUGCUGCUUCCUCUGCCCCCAAUGCAUCCCUGGAGAAGCUUCAUACAUGAAGUGGCAUUUUCACAUCACGUUGAGGUUGGUUAUUCAGAAGCCUAAGAAAAGAAAGGAUAGCCUCAGAACUGCUCUGUUGAACACCUUCCCUUUAUGAGGCUGAUCAUAUACUACUGUGAAUAAUCAGCCGAAGCAUGUAAAGUUAUGUGGAAGACACCCACCUUGUUAAAUAUUCAGCCUACUAGGUGGGACCUCAGAAGUACCAGUUAUUAUGUCUGAUAGAACAGAAUUCCCAAUAUAAUGUAGUCUUCUGUUUUACUAUCUUCUUAAGUACUUUGGAAAUGGAUGAAAUGCACCCAUAAAACUUCUGUCCUGCUUAAGUUCAAAAUUAAGAACAAAAAAUGCUGAGACAUUCCUUAGAUUCAGUGGUGAAAGGUGCAGCCAAUAAAAAGAACCCUACCUUCUUACAAACUAGUUGGAAAAUAAGUUCAACAUUUUUUUUAACCCUUGUUGUUUUGGUGCUUACAUUUUAAAAAGAGAGCUCUUGCUCAUUUUUUACCAGGUCUGAGUGGAACAAGUAAUGAAUUUUUACUAACACUUUUAUGUUGCAAACCCAACUUGCUUCCAAACAAACACAUUCCACAUUUUCUACGACAGUAGCGACGAACAUCCUAGACUGUUGCAUUGAUGAAAUCAGAUGGAACCCCUUUCAUUUGUGUAAGUUUGAGUCUAUUUAGCAUACAUUAAUUUGGUCUUCAAAUAGAAAAGGAUAAACUUUUAACUCCAAUUUCCAAAAUGUGUGAUGGAAGCUGCUUUUUAACAGCUGUGUAUUUGAAUAUGAUGGAGGGAAUGAAAUGAAAAUUACUGCUGGCAUUACUUGCUGAACUCUUUAUUUGGUCAGUUAAGGUGCAUCUUUUGUGUAUUUAUAAUGUCCAAAGCUGAUGUGCAUUCUCACUGUGAAACCAAGAGAGGCAAAUUGGCAUGGGAGGGUUGAAUGGAUGUUUGAGUGGGAGGGUGUGAAUGGCUCUGGGAGCCCUGGUCUUGUUUUAAAAUGUCUUUUGUGUAUUAUAUAAGAAAUAUGACUUGUUUUCUGAUUAGAAAAAAAUAUCCAUGUAUGAAUGUAUAUCCCAUGCACUGGCAUUGUCUGGUUUCAAAUUGUAAUAAAAUUCCUGAAAAUAAUUUGCUCUAAGGUGUGUCUCUGCGUACCAAAGAGAGUUCCCCAGCCUUGUUCCUGGGCAGUGGCUCCACCUGAACCAGCCCAUCCACACAUUACAUUAUAGCUCUGAGCUGGAAAUGCAAUGGAGGAGUGAAAUAUAAGGGCAGCGCUGCCGCUUGCAGAACGGCCUGCGUCCAACAAUUCCUAUCGGCACGAGUGGUGAUCACACUGCCAUGUGGCAUCUGUUAACACAAUAGCAGGUGGGUUAGAAAAGAACUGAAGUAGAAUACUUUCAUCUUGUUGGGGUGGCUUACCUUCCCCAGUCUAAAAAAAAUUGUUAAAAUUGGGGUGCCGGUUAAGAUCUUGGGGUGAGAAGCAGGAUUUAAGAUCUAGAUGAAUUGCAAAAACAAAACACGUUGUGGUUACUUUUACAAACUUCACAGCUGUAGUACUUUUCAGGUCAGUCACUCCCAGAGCCUCACCACGUUUUAGCGCAAGGAUGGUGAUGUGUCUCUAGCACAUAGAUGCCUCUCCAGUAUGCAGAAACAAGGGGGUUGGCCAGAAAUGUAGGCAUAGCUGUUGGCUUGCUUAGUAGUCCACGUAGGUUGCCCCCUUUACCCCAAAAUACCUUACUGCUCAAGUAUAUGUAGAAUAGUUGUAGCUAUCUAGAGCAGGGGCCAGCAAACUUUUUCAGCAGGGGGCCGGUCCGCUGUCCCUCAGACCUUGUGGGGGGCCAGACUAUAUUUCGAAGAAAAAAAGGAACGAAUUCCUAUGUCCCACAAAUAACCCAGAGAUGUAUUUUAAAUAAAAGGACACAUUGUACUCAUGUAAAAACACGCUGAUUCCCGGACUGUCCACGGGCCGGAUUUAGAAGACAAUUGGGCCGGAUCCGGCCCCCGGGCCUUAGUUUGCCUAUCCAUGAUCUAGAGUCUAGAGCAGGCACCCCCAAACAGCAGCCCUCCAGAUGUUUUGGCCUACAACUACCAUGAUCCCUAGCUAACAGGACCAGUGGUCAGGGAUGAUGGGAAUUGUAGUCCAAAACAUCUGGAGGGCCAAAGUUUGGGGAUGCCUGGUCUAGAGUGAUGAAAAUGCAGGUUGUGCGUUCUCAAAGGUACUCCUGCUUGCUUUAGAUGUUUCCAUCUCAAGAGUUUUGCCUCAGAGCUCAUACUGUCAAGAACCCUGGUUCAGAUUAGGUCCUAUCAGCUGUCUUGCAGUGCAGAGAAGGCAAUGUGAUCUUAUCUGAUACCAUUCUGUGUUCGAAGAGACAGCAGGCCAUUUAAAUCAACAUUGGUUCACCCUGCUCAAAUACAGAUGCUGUGUUUAACUGCAUUCCCAGUAAACAACCUCCCUGUUGUCCUGUGGGCUCCUCCUCCUGCAGAACACAUUACGUGCUUCUUCCCCCCCCCCCAAGCAAAGCUAAUAAUCUCUGCAGGCUCCUUUUUCAAAAGUAAUCUAAUCAAGUUGGUCUGUUCCUGCAAAAGGACUUUGCCAUCGUUAAUGGUUAAAUUUAAGCAUCUUUUUCUUUCCUAAUUCUAUCCUCUCCCAAACCCUGUCAAUCAACACUGGAACUCCAUCUGCUGUUAUGGCUCCAGCAAUCCAGGACUGAUGGGCAGAUGACAAUAGAAAGGUGGUCUCUUGGGGGGCCUUUCCAGCCAACCAAUAAAUGAGGCUUGCAUUCUAAGCAGUGAAGAAAUGGCAGCCCUGUUUAGGGAAGCUUUUAAUGUUUGAUGGAUUUCUGUAUUUUAGAAUUUCUGUUUUUUUUUGGAAGCCGCCCAGAGUGGCUGGGGGAACCCGGCCAGAUGGGCGGGGUAUAAAUAAUAAAUUAUUAUUAUUAUUAUAGACAUCAUCUCGUGGCAAUGGUGCUAAAUCCCAUCAAAAAAUGUAUGACGUAGUCUCAUAUGUUGGCAAGAAGACACACAAGUGGGAAGUGCAAUAAAAUAGUGCAUUAGAUCCUUGCCCUUCAAUAGGACUGCUCCACCCUUUCUUUUUUUGAAAUAAUUUCCAUUUGAUUUUACAAAUAUAAAAUUAUAACAAUACAACCAUACACACCCACAUUUGGAAAUUCCGUCCAAUCUCUGGACUUCCCAUUUCCCCCUCCAUGGUCCUAUUGUUAACCUUUUCAACUGCAUAUUUCUCAAUAGUCCAUAUUUUAUAUAACUCCGUUACCUCCAUAGUACUUGCUACAUUGAAAGCGUUAUUGCAAUCCUGCUAACCCGUUUCCAUCUGCUUACAGUGGUCUCCAAUAUAAAUUAUAAUUUCCCCCCAUUCUUUGUUAAAGUUUUCGUCUUCUUGGUUCCUGAGCUUCCCCGUCAGUCUUGCCAUUUCAGCAUAGUCCAACAGUUCGAUUUGCCAUUCUUCUCUGGUGGGGAGGACUGCUCCACCCUUUCUGCUGUUAGGGACACAAGCAAACAAAUUAACACUCUGCUGCACUCAGUUUUAAUUUUUCAGAAACACUUUGUGGUCAAAACCUAUACUUAGAAUUGGGCAUGGAAACUAAUAGGCAGCCAGUGGAGUUGGGCCAGGAUCAGUGUAAUAUGCUCAAACCAUCUUGCCCUGGUGAGCUACCUGGCCGCCUAAUUCUGCAGUAACUGAAGUUUCCAAACCAUCUUCAGAGGCAGCCCCACAUAUAACCCAUUGCAGUAAUCUAACCCAGAGGCACCACAAUGGUCCAGCAUAUCCACUGCCACACCUGCAGAUGUAAAGGAUAAGCAGAGCUGUGUGUCAUCACAAAUUGCUGGCAGCAUACUCCAAAACUCUGGAUAACCCCAUUCAGCAGCAUGGAGGAUAAAAAUGAACUCAGAGAAACCCCACAUUGAAGGUUCAAUGGGGCCAAAGAGCAUUCACCAAGCACCACCCUCUGGAAACAACCAUUCAAGUAGGACUCGAACCACCACAAAGCAGUGCCACCAAACCCUAAUUUGGACAGCUCCUCCAGAAGGAGAACAUGGCUGAUGGUAUGGAAGCUGCUGAGAGGUCAAAGAGAAUUACAGUAACAGGGACACAUUACGCCUCUCUCCUCCAACAGAAGUCACCAUACCAGGCAAGCAAAGCAGUUUCUGUGUCAAAACUGUAAUUUUUUGAAGCCCAAAAUGUAAAUUAAGCAGGAUCCAUUUUAAUUCUACUAGGUCCAACUUUUACCAAGAUGCAGUGGAAAACACAAAGAUCGUGAAAUAGAAGGGGCCAUGGCUCAGUAGUAGAGAGCAAGCUUUGUCCCAUACUCAAACCCUAGCAUGUCCACUCAAAGACUCUAAUGAACAGCGCAAGUAUCAUACCAAAUGGGGUCAGAGGAAGUAUGUGUCCUGGUGAGCAUCCUUGGUAGCAGUGCCAGGAGCAAGAGAAAGACUUCAAAGUCUCCCAGCUGAAACCAUAGAACUCAGUACGAACUACUGCAAAUUGAGCAUGCUCCUGUCUGCAUAGCCCCUCCUUCCUGGAUUGUUUUGAGGCAAAUACUAGCCAUUCAAAUUCCACAAUGUCCUGCAAUGUGUUGGAUCA